Messenger RNA from Hippoglossus stenolepis (Pacific halibut), 3417 nucleotides. RefSeq names its product acyl-CoA synthetase family member 3 (gene acsf3). The transcript has 10 exons. NCBI's taxonomy places the organism in Eukaryota, Metazoa, Chordata, Actinopteri, Pleuronectiformes, Pleuronectidae. Gene Ontology annotation, biological process: fatty acid metabolic process. Bases 158 to 1912 code for a protein of 584 amino acids. The record is from RefSeq and is a predicted model, not a curated record. Gene Ontology annotation, molecular function: medium-chain fatty acid-CoA ligase activity.
GCAAUAUUGGUUUCCUGUCGGAACGUUAAUGCCGGUGCACCGUCCUUCACGACAAGGCACCGGCUUCUUGUUGAGAUCUCGUCUGAUAUGAGCAGACUGAGGGUGAAGCCAUCCUGAGGUUCAGUCUCUGGAGGGUAUGAACAGCUGAGUCUCAAACAUGCUGUCAGGACUUGUUGCUGUUGCCCGUCGCUCUCUGAAGCGGACUGUGCCUCACUGGAAAGCCACUCUUCACAGAACCUGUUUUCCAUCAAAGGCCAGGCAAUGGCUACUGGUUCAAAGGGGCGCGCACAGAUGGACCUCCGCCCCGUCAUCGAGGAUGAACCAGAAGCCAGCGUUUGUCAGAGCUCCAGCAUUUGGAGAUAGGGUCGCUGUUAUAGACAGCAGUGGCAGCCACAGCUACAAGCAGUUGUACUGCAGCAGCUUAGAUCUUGCAGGUAGAAUCAGCACCGCUCUCAAUUCUGACUUUGCAGGUCUGGAAGGAAAACGAAUCUCCUUCCUGUGUGCCAAUGACGCCUCAUACACAGUGGCACAGUGGGCAGCCUGGAUGAGUGGCGGGACAGCAGUACCACUGUACAGGAAACACCCUCAGUCGGAAUUGGAGUAUGUGAUCUCUGACUCCCAGAGUUCACUGCUAGUGGCGGGGCAUCCCUUUGCCGAGAUCCUCGAGCCUCUGGCACUGAAGCUGGGGCUGCCGUGCCUGACGCUGCCUCCUACGUCUGACCUGGGCACUUUAGGUGUGGAAGACACAGAGGAGAAGGAGACGUCCAUCACUGACUGGGCUGAUCGACCAGCUAUGAUCAUCUACACAAGCGGAACCACAGGGAGACCCAAGGGGGUUCUACAUACGCACAGCUCCAUCCAAGCCAUGGUACAGUGUCUGGUUUCAGAGUGGGCGUGGACCAGAGAUGAUGUCAUCCUCCACACCUUGCCGCUCCACCACGUGCAUGGCAUCGUUAACAAGCUGCUGUGCCCGCUCUGGGUGGGCGCCACCUGCAUCAUGCUGCCUGAAUUCCAGCCUCAGAAGGUGUGGGAGAUGCUGUUGAGCUCUAAGGCUCCCAUGGUUAAUGUGUUCAUGGCCGUGCCAACUAUCUACUCUAAGCUGAUCCAGUACUAUGAUCAGCACUUCACGCAGCCUCAUGUCAAGGACUUUGUCAAAGCAGUGUGCAAAGAAAGGAUCAGGUUAAUGGUUUCGGGCUCGGCUGCUCUCCCUCUUCCCACUCUGCAGCGCUGGGAGGAAAUUACAGGACACACACUGCUGGAACGCUACGGCAUGACUGAGAUUGGCAUGGCGCUGUCCAACUCUCUCAAAGGCCCACGCAUCCCAGGGGCUGUGGGGUCACCGCUCCCAGGUGUGGAAGUUCGGAUUGUCAUGAAUAAUGCAAGCAACACCACGAUUGCGGAGGGCAGCCACAGAGAGACUCGGGUACGUGCAGGUCUGGAGGGGAAAGAGGGCGAUCUCCUGGUUCGAGGUCCAUCUGUCUUUCAGGAAUACUGGAACAAGCCUGAGGAGACCAGAGAGUCUUUCACUGAGGGCGACUGGUUCAAAACAGGAGACACAGCCGUCUAUAAAGAAGGUGCGUAUUGGAUCAUGGGCCGUACCAGUGUCGACAUCAUCAAGAGCGGUGGCUACAAGAUCAGUGCUCUCGAGGUGGAGCGGCACCUGCUGGCUCAUCCAGCCAUCAUCGAUGUGGCCGUCGUCGGGGCCCCAGAUGCCGUUUGGGGUCAGAAGGUCACUGCAGUGGUGCAGCUGAGGAAGGGCCAGAGUAUGACCCUGCCGGAGUUGAAGAUCUGGGCGAGGGAACACAUGGCUGCCUACACCAUCCCCACAGGCCUGGUGCUGGUGGAGGAGUUGCCCAGGAAUCAGAUGGGCAAGGUCAACAAGAAGGACCUCCUGCGACACUUCUUCCAUUGACCGAGCCACCUCGAUGUGUACGACAACAAACAGGUUCCUGGUCACUUCCUGGCUGCUCUCAUCUGGUUCAUCUAGAUUCGAAUAUCAAAGAGAAGUAGGCAAUACAAAAUAAUGGAUAAACAAGAAAACAUUUUUGUAAUUCUAAUGUGUUGAAUGCCAAUUAUCCUGAGAACCCUUUAUGUCAAAAAAUCUAUUUGAUAUGUCAUUUUUUAGACAAUUUGAUACAGAUCUUAAUACUGAAAAAAAGGUUCAAAAUUCUAACUAACCAACAUGGAUGUGUCAGACGAACAAUAUGCAAGAAAUUGUCAAGUCCUGUUAAAUGCUGUGCAACCUAAUAUGACCCACUUUUGUAGGGUUUGCAUUUGAUGCAGUGUCACAGUUCCAUGCCACAUGACUGUAUGAAUAAUAACCAGGGUUAGACUAUGUAGUGGGUUCAUACUGAAAACAGAAGUAUUAAACUCUAGACAGACAGAAUGCAGAUGAAAGACACCUAAUUUAUAAGAGUGUGUUCAACUAUUGUCCAACAAAUGAAAUGGAAGUGAUGCUCCACAGCUACAAACUAAAAGAUCCACCUCCACCAUGGCCCAACAGUCCCCUUAUGCAACCACAUUUAAAUUCACUAGAUCCAUUUUUUUAUUUGGAUCUGCACAAAAUUGUACACACUCAUAAAUAUCAGCCUCCUAAACACGUCUGAUUUUGUUUCCAUUAAUCCAUGAAUUAUUUUCUGGGAUAUCAACUAAAGUUGUUGUAAAUCUCACAAUGUUGAAGAAAGAGUAGAAAUAUAACUGCAUCCACCCCCUGAUCAGCGCCAACAUUGAAUUGGUUUCUCCUUGACCCAUUCCACAACCUUCCACCAAAAUGUUUGGAAAUCCAUCCAGCAGUUUUUGCGUAAUCCUGCUUAAUAACAGACAAAUCCAUGCAGACGUAAACAUAACAGUUGGUAGAGGUUAAAUGUAAUUACUUUAAACUGAGACAGCUCUUAAAAAAUCUAAUCUUUUCCUCUUUAAUGAAAUUAAUUUGAAACGUUUGGUGCAGUUUGUAGAUUGUUCUGUAUACGGUGUGUAUACUGUACAGUAAGUAUGUAGUACAGAAGUGGGACAAAAUAUUUGAUACACUUUCCUCAGAGUCCCCGAGCAGAACUGUGGGAUCCACUGCUCCAUCUAAUGAGACAUGAACAGCUAGUGUGUCGUCUGCUUUGACUCCUGAUCAAUAAAUCCACAAACCCUGGAUGUCCAACUUUUCCAAGAAAAGAGUUAAACACAGCGGUACCUCUUGGUAAAGAGUGCUUAGGGUUCUGUUAUUUUAUAAAUUCAGAUGUUUUAUUGGUGUGAUCACAUCAUUUUGUUGGUAGAAGUGGUUGAUUACACCCGAACGAAUGGUUAGAAAAGGAGACAUUGAAAUGUAAUCAGCGGGAAACAUGGUUAAGAUUCAUUUCUUUGCACCCACACACAGAUGCACUUGACAUGUUUAUCUGAAAAUUAAAAAAAGUUUUUAUAAAAUAUAAA